AUGGAUCAAUCUAAAACUGACAAAUCCGUGACGCCGAGGCCUCAAGUCGUGUGCAUCGACGUGGUGCCGUCCGCAUUCUUGAUCUCCCCUCAAGUUGACCAGCGUCUGAGGGUAUACGCUAAAAUGCUAGCCGAAAAAAUUGCAGAGGCGGGAUCCAUGCCUUCAGUAAAUUUUUAUGUCCACGAGAAAACCCCAAACCUAGAAUGCGGUGAUGAUACCACGCCGUUUGUUCGCUCCUGGCAAUCAAUCCUUAAAAUGAAAUAUUUUUACGAAGGUCUUAGAAGUCGUUUAGCAGCUAUUUCCAAGUUACCAAUGGGUCUCUGCCUCGCCGAGGAUCAGCAUGCCUUGGAAGUUCAACAUCACCGUCAUGAAGGCCGUCUUACUCCAAUUAACCUUCGCCUAGGUGUUCCCACCUUAGACGUUGAUGCGAAUAGUCUUUUGGCGACACCACCUUCCCUUGCCUGGGCCCUCACUGUUACCAUGGAGUUCAAUCGUCUUCAGGCAGAAGAUGAGAAGACCCGGAGAUUGGAUUCAAAUUUGACUGUUAAAACUGUUGGUGUACUCGAGAACUGGAUUGAAUUUCUUACUUAUGGUACGCUACUCACGGACGACAUUAACAAGUCCUCUGUUGUCGGUGGAGACAAGCUACUCUCAAACACCACCUCAAUGGUUCAACGUGUCUCCUGCGAACCUCCCAUUAUCACUAUUGUCAUAGAUCCGGUCACUAAAGGUGACUUAGAGCGAGGCUGCGUUGAGGUUGAUACGGAGGGAGUAGAUGAACAGUUUCUUCACAUCGAAUUUGCUUGGCGCAACGCCGUGACCAACCAAGUUUCCGACGGAUCCGCCAUACUUAUCUGCGACGAUGAUCUGAAGACUUCCACCGAAGCUACGGCACACAAGGUCAUCACCCUCUGUCAGGAGCGCCUAUCCAUCACUGCCGCCCCCUCAAGUGGUUCCACUUAA
Messenger RNA from Mesocestoides corti, 963 nucleotides. The record is from the annotation of a GenBank genome assembly. Lineage: Eukaryota; Metazoa; Platyhelminthes; Cestoda; Cyclophyllidea; Mesocestoididae.